Fundulus heteroclitus (mummichog) is the source of this 10175-nucleotide messenger RNA. Its product is annotated as piezo-type mechanosensitive ion channel component 2. The record is from RefSeq and is a predicted model, not a curated record. The coding region runs from base 1 to 8991 and encodes 2996 amino acids. NCBI's taxonomy places the organism in Eukaryota, Metazoa, Chordata, Actinopteri, Cyprinodontiformes, Fundulidae. The transcript is spliced from 56 exons.
AUGGCCUCUCAGAUGGUGUGCGGGCUGAUCUUUAGGCUGCUGCUGCCCAUUUGUCUCGCAACUGCUUGCCUAUUCAGGUACAAUGUCCUCUCCUUCGUCUACCUCAUCUAUCUCCUGCUUCUUCCGCUCUUCCCAGAGCCAACAAGCACAACAAUGCAAGGCCACACAGGGCGUCUGCUGCAGUCCCUCUGCUUCACCAGUAUGUCCUUCCUGCUGCUGCACAUCAUCUAUCAGAUUACCGUCAACAGCCUCCUGGCCGGGAAGUCCAUCUCCUCCGACUUCAACUGUUCGUCGUGGGAGAGUUCAAUACGACAGAUUGGCUUCGAGAGUGUUAUUGGUGCAGAUGCAGGGAACGGCAUCCGAGUGUUCAUCCCUGACAUCGGCAUGUUCCUGGUCGGGCUGGCCAUCUGGCUGCUGUGUCGCAGCCUGGUCCAGAAGAGGCCGCCUGAGGAAAUGGGCCAGUACAACGCAGACUUCGACGCCGAGGAACAAGAGGACGAGGAGAAGCCGACCCUGUUUGACGACGACGUUCUGCUGGAGGAGGACCUGGACGCUGGGUACGAGGCUGAGGAGGACGAGGAGAACGAGGAGCUGUUUGACGAAGAGGAGGACGAGGAGGAGGAAGAGGAGGAAGAGGAAGAGGCCAAAGAGAGCACUAAGAGGAAGAUCCUGCGGAUAGUGGCGGAAGUGGCUUCCAAAGUGAAGGAGAUCAUCGGGAACCUGAUCACCACUGCGGGGAAAGUGGUGGUCACCAUCCUGCUGGGCAUGACAGGGAUCAUGCUGCCCUCGCUGACCUCUUUUGUUUACUUCUCCAUCUUCCUGUUCCUGUGCACCUGGUGGUCCCUCUGCCGGACCUUCAACACCCUCAUCUUCAGCUGCAUGUGCGUCCUGAUGGCCAUCUUCAGCGCCGGACACCUCGUGGUGCUCUACCUUUACCAGUUCCAGUUCUUCCAGGAGUCCAUCUCGCCAAAGGACGGCUACAUCAGCGUCUUUGGCAUCUCCCCCAUCGUCCAAACCAACUGCUCCUACACGUGGAAGCUCAUUGUGCACCCGGAUCGUCGGUGGUACCACUUUGUCAAUCCCAUCAUGAUCCUGAUCCUCUAUUACACCCUGGCCACACUCAUCCGCCUCUGGCUGCAGGAGCCCAUCGACCAACUCAUGGACGAUAAGGACGAAGAUAUGUGCGACGACGAGGACCAGAGCGGAAACAGACUGAGUAACUCAGCCAACAAGAAGAGGCAGCUGUGGUGGGAGUCUCGCCAGGGCACGGAUGAGAAAAAUCUUCUCUCCACCCAAGAUGGCAUCAGUACAACUGAGGUUGUACCCACCUCAAACGGCACGUCUUUUGACUUUGUCACGACUGAGAAUGGACCGAUUUCUCUGGAUCUGUAUUCAACCCCCCAGUAUAAGCUGGACAAGCUCAGUGAUUGUACAGAGAAGAAAGAAGAGUCUGUGUAUGAAGUGAGUUUGCCACCAGAGGAUUCAGCACUGAAGGAAUCAGAGGAGGAAGAGAAUGACAUUAAGAAAAAAGGAGUCGGUGCAAUGGUUAAAUUCUUCCAUUUCAUAAUGAAACAGAGUUACAUCUGUGCUCUCAUAGCAAUGAUGGCAUGGAGCAUCACAUAUGUCAGCUGGCUGACGUUCGUCUUCCUCAUGUGGUCCUGCGUGCUGUGGAUGGUGAGGGACCGGAGGCGUUACGCCAUGGUGUCGUCUCCCUUCAUGGUGGCCUACGGCAAUCUGGUGAUAGUGCUUCAGUACAUUUGGAGCUUUGAGAACAUGGAACCAGUCCCAGGGUUCUUUGUCAGGAAGAAUAACCCGUUCCAUUCGCUUUCAUCCAAGAUGAUGUGUCUGGUCACGUUCUGGUUACUGCUGAGACAAACGCUUACCGAGAGACAAGAGAAACAAAAAGAAGACAGCGCAGGUCUCUCAGAUGUCUUUGUGGAUGAACAGAAGAAGAAGGAGGAGGAGGAACCGGAGGAGGGAGGGGAGCAGGACCUCAUGCAUGUGCUCGGCAGCUUGGUGAUGGGUGUUCUGGUGAAAUACUGGAUCUACAUCUGUGGCGGGAUGUUUUUCAUCGUCAGCUUUGAAGGGACCAUUGUCAUGUACAAGAUCCUCUACAUGAUGAUGUUUCUCUCCUGCGUGGCCCUCUACCAGGUGCACUAUGAGUGGUGGAGAAGGAUCCUGAAGUACUUCUGGAUGACUGUGGUGAUGUACACCAUGCUGGUCCUCACCAUCGUCUACACCUUCCAGUUUGACGGCUCUGAAAGGUUCUGGAAAGGAGCGCUGAACGUCACGGAUGACAAAUUAAAGGACUUGGGUCUGGAGCGGUUUUCGGUAUCCAUGCUGUUCACCAGGAUUUUUAUUCCCACCUCCUUCCUGUUGGUGUGUAUUCUCCAUCUGCACUAUUUCCACGAACCCUUCCUCCAGCUCACAGACCUCCAGGCCGUCAUAGCCAAAGAAGAAAGCACCAUCUACAGCCACGGUAAAGUCAAAGAACGUGUCGAUUUGAUCAUAAAUAGCAUCAAAGAAAAAAUUCCUUCUCAACAGAGCAAACUGGCGGAGCCCGCGGCGAGCCUGGAAGACCUCACCAUGCUCAGUGCGAGCUCGGUGGAGGCUGCCCUGCCCAAAGACAAGGAGGAGGAGGAGGAGCAGCAGAGCUGGAGCUCAGAUAACAUGAAGGAGCAGGCGCUAGUGGUGGUGACGGACAUCGACAGCAACAUGAGUGAUGAGAAACCCAAAAGACUGUCCGACCAGCACCAGUCCAGCACGGAGGAGAGCCAGCGCUGCAGCGCCGCAACAGAGCCGGAGCCGAGCACGGAGCAGAGCUCAGAUCUGAAGAAUAAAUGGCAUCUGGUGGUCGACCGGCUCACUGUGCUCUUCCUCAAGUUCCUGGAGUAUUUCCACCAACUGCAGCUGUUCAUCUGGUGGCUGCUGGAGAUCCACAUCAUCAAGAUUGUGUCGUGCUACGUUGUCGUUGUGGUCUGCCUCUAUGAGGUGUCUCUGCUCAACUACGUGUUCCUGGCAUCGUGGGCCUUUGCGCUGCCCUACAACCAGUAUCGACCCCUUGCCUCUAGUAUUUGCACCGUCUGGACGUGUGUCAUCAUCGUGUGUAAAAUGUUGUACCAGCUGAACACUGUAGAGCCCCAGAAAUACAACUGCAGUAUACCAGAUGCCUACACAAAGGAUGGACAUGAUUUCGGUAACUGGGUGGGCCUGGAGAAAGAUGCAGACCUGCUGGGAUACCUCAGGGACAACUUCUUGAUGUUGGCACUAUUGGCUUUCGAGGUGACCAUUUAUCGGCAUCAGCUGUACUUCAGAUUGAGGAACAAACUAUCGCCUCCAGCAGCCAGAAUCAUCUUCCAUGACACCACGCGUCAGCACCUCGACAUCGGCAUCGUCAGCUUUGUUAAAUACUUUGUCAACUACUUCUUCUACAAGUUUGGACUUGAGACGUGCCUGCUGCUGGUGGUGAACAUCAUUGGCCAGCGUAUGGACUUCUACGCCAUGCUCCAUGCUUUUGCCCUCAUAGCGGUAAUGCAAAGACGACGGAGAAAAGCCAUCGCUGAGAUCUGGUCAAAGUACUGCUUCUUCCUUGCGAGCAUGCUGACUUUCCAGUACUUUAUCUGCAUCGGGAUCCCGGCUGCAGCCUGUAAAGACUAUCCCUGGAGGUUUCCAAACUCGACAACACACUCCAAUGUCAUCAAGUGGCUCUAUAUCCCAGAUUUCCAAAUGAAGCCAAAUCCAUUUUUCCUCAUCUACGACUUCAUGCUGCUGCUCUGCGCCUCUCUCCAGAGGCAGGUCUUUGACGACGAAAACAAGGCGGCGGUGCGCAUCAUGGCCGGGGACAACGUGGAGAUCUGCAGAGACCUGGACGCAGCCUCCUUCAGCGUCCACAACCCCGUCCCCGACUUCAUCCACUGCAGGUCGUACCUGGACAUGCUAAAGGUCAUCAUGUUCAGCUACCUGUUCUGGUUCGUCCUCACCAUCAUCUUCAUCACCGGGACCACGCGGAUCAGCGUCUUUUGUAUGGGUUACCUUGUAGCCUGCUUCUACUUCCUGCUGUUUGGUGGUGACCUGCUGCUGAAGCCAAUCAAGAAGAUCCUCCACUACUGGGACUUUCUGAUUGCCUAUAACAUCUUUGUAAUCACAAUGAAGAACAUUUUGUCGAUCCUGGCUUGUGGCUACAUCAACACUCUGAUAGACAACCACUGCUGGUUAAUCCAGUUGUUCAGUCUGGCGUGCACCAUCAAAGGUUACGAAUUAAACACCAAAACGACCAACCUGGCCAGCGGAGACUUCUGUGAGCUGCCCAAAGACGAGGCAGGGAUAAUUUGGGACAGCAUCUGCUUCGCCUUCCUGCUGCUGCAGAGACGGGUCUUCAUGAGCUACUACUUCCUGCAUGUGGUGGCAGAUAUCAGAGCGUCGCAGGUCCUCGCGUCCAGAGGAGCGGAGCUUUUCCAGGCCACCAUAGUGAAGGCGGUGAAAGCCCGGCUGGAGGAGGAGAGCAAAUCAGUGGAGCAGCUGAAGAGACAGAUGGACCGCAUUAAGGUGAGGCAGCAAAAGUUUAAGAGGGGCAAGGAGAAGCUGCUGAGCCUGGCGCAGGAGUCUGCCGACGGACAGACGGCCGUCCGGCCCGAGGAGGAAGAUGACGAUGAUGGAGCACAGCGAGCGAAAGCCAAGACCAAAAAAAAGCAGUGGUGGAGGCCGUGGGUUGACCAUGCUUCCAUGGUUAGAAGUGGAGAUUAUUACUUAUUUGAAACUGACAGCGAGGAAGAGGAGGAGGAGGAGGAGAAAAAAGACGAAGAGCCACCAAAGAAGUCGGCUUUUCAGCGAGCGAUUGGAAAGUUUGUCUCAGCUGUUCUGGCUUUGCCUAAGUCUAUCAUUAGGCUGCCUAAAACUGUGUUGCAGUAUGUAGUCAAGGCAGGAAAGUUUCUUUACCAGGCCUGGAUCACUGACCCCAAAGCUGCCCUGAAGGCACGGGCCAAAGAAAAACGCAAGUUUUGGAAGAAAUACACAAAGAGAGUGAGAAACAGGAAAAGCAAGAAAGAUGCAGGUCAUGUUGCAAUAGAGGUGGGGGAGCUGUCUGACGGCCAAGAAAAAGGAGAAGACAACAAGAAGCCUGCUGGUCCAGAUAACAUCGUCAAGCGGGUCUUCAACAUCAUAAAGUUCACCUGGGUGCUCUUCCAGACAACGGUCGAGAGCUUCACCAACUGGAUGAACGACAUGUGCAGGGAGUACAUCGACAUAUCCACGGUGCUUCGUAUUGAGCGCUGCAUGCUGACGCGUGAGGUCAAAAAGGGCAAUGUGCCGUCCAGAGAGAGCAUCCAUGUCUACUACCAGAAGGCCAUGAAGCUGAACAUCUCCAGGCAGGCCAGCAUUGAUCAGCUCAGCGAGGACGGCUCGGUCUCGGGCUCCACAAAGGGUCGGAAGAGACGGCGAGGUUACCCCAUGGAGAGCCAGGACUCCACGGCCUCCAGAGACAGCAUGUCAAGUGCCUUCACGGAGGCCACCACCCUGUUUUCCCGCCAGUCCACUCUGGAAGACAUGGACGCGAUGCCAGAGAACAUUCCCAAAACCAGCCAGCGUCCCAGGCCCAGCCUGCGGAAGAUGUACAGCAUGGACCUGCCCAAUUCGUCCAUGGACAGCGGCAGCAGCUUCAUAUCCAGUGAGCCGACUCAGUGCGUCAUGAUCUACAGUCAGGGCACCACAGACACCAUCGAGGAGGCGGAGGACGAGCAGGAUCAAGGAGAAGACAAGCAGCAGCUGGAAUCCCAACAGCUUGACGGGGAUCAGGAAGCAGAGGAGACGCGGUGUGGGGAGGGAGAACCGCAGGAGGGGGGAGGUGUUGAAGACGAUGAGGAGGAACUGCAGCAGGGGGAAGGGGAGGAAGUUGGGGGAGAGGAGGUAAGAGAGGACCUGGAACAAGAGGGUGCUCCAUCUGAGUCCUUGAGCCCAGAUGAGGGUCCCUCGGCUAGGCUGGACGAAUCAGAAGCCGCCGCCGCCUCCGCUCAGGAGAACGACUCAAUCAGCGGGAGCGAAGAUGGAGGAGGGCGGCAGGACUUCAUGCAGUCAGAGGGUCAGGCCGUCACGCUCUACACCCCCGACACAGAUGCCUCCAAAACGUCGGAUGCCGAAGUGCCUCCAAGCUACAGCAAGGCAGUGAGCUUCGACCGGCUGGAGGUCAGCGACGACGAAAGCGACUCUUACAGGAGGAGGCGGAUGGUCAUGACGUCCGACAGCCGCUCAGACAGCAGGUCGGACAUCAUGCUGCCCUCCAUGACCACCGAGCUGACAGCCAGCGAACUGCUGCUCAACAAGAUGUUCUAUGACGAGGAGCUGGAACAGUCUGACCAUUUCUACCAAACCCAGCCGCUGAUCCUGCAGUUCUGCUACGCCCUCUACAACAUGCUCGUGGCCCACUCGGAGUUCGUUUGCUAUUUGGUCAUCAUCAUCAACCACAUGGUGUCGGCCUCCUUCGUCACCCUGGUCCUUCCCGUCACCAUCUUCCUCUGGGCCAUGCUGUCAGUGCCGCGGCCCAGUAAGCGCUACUGGAUGACCGCCAUCAUUUACACUGAGGUCACCAUUGUCAUCAAGUACUUCUUCCAGUUUGGGUUCUUCCCCUUCAACCAGAACAAGAUAGGCAGGAAUAAACCAUUUCACCCUCCCAACAUCAUUGGUGUAGAGAAAAAAGAUGGAUACGUCCACUAUGACCUGGUCCAGCUGCUGGCUCUGUUCUUCCACAGGUCUAUCCUGAAGUGUCACGGUCUGUGGGACGAGGACGACCCCAAAGAGAGGAAAGAGGCUGCUCGUCAGAGCCGGAGUCAGAGCGAAUCUGAGAACGAGAUGAGGGACAAAGAGGAGAGCGAGAAGGAGUCCGAGCCGGCCUCAUCGCUGAUCAACGAGAGGAGAGGCUCCAAUCACACCUUGAGGUCCAUGACCUUUGGGACCUCCAUUGAUUCGGGACAGGUCCAGGUGCAUUACCCACAGCCUCAGACAUACCAGAGGCGAAAAAGCUCCAGUGGAGGCUCACAUGUUUCCUAUCGAUCUCGGAUUUCUUCUGCAAGAUCUAAGAGAGGAAGUACGGGUUCCCGCAACAGCAGCCGCAAGGACGGCAGUCAGGCCAGCGUCCAACAGAAGACCCGCAAACAGAUGAUCAUCGAGAAGCUGAGGGAGCAGCUCCUCAAAGCGAAAGCUUUCGUCAUAAAGCGGUUUUUGGAGCUCUACCUCCCCAUGAAGCAGUUCUUCUACAACCUGAUCCACCCGGAGUACAGCGCUGUCACAGACGUCUACGUGCUGAUGUUCCUCGCCGACACCGUCGACUUCAUCAUCAUUGUGUUCGGAUUCUGGGCGUUUGGAAAACACUCGACUGCGGACAUUACUUCGUCUCUGUCGGAGGAUCAGGUCCCCGGACCUUUCCUGGUCAUGGUUCUGAUCCAGUUCGGCACCAUGGUGGUGGACCGGGCCCUCUACCUCAGAAAGACCGUCAUGGGGAAGGUCAUCUUCCAGGUCAUCCUGGUCUUUGGGAUCCACUUCUGGAUGUUCUUCAUCCUGCCGGGCAUCACAGAGAAGCGUUUCAGUGAGAACACGGUCGCCCAGAUGUGGUAUUUUGUCAAGUGCAUCUACUUUGGGCUGUCAGCCUAUCAGAUCCGCUGCGGGUAUCCCACACGCGUUCUGGGCAACUUCCUCACCAAGAGCUACAAUUAUGUCAACCUCUUCCUGUUUCAAGGUUUCCGCUUGGUACCGUUUCUGACGGAGCUGCGAGCAGUAAUGGACUGGGUUUGGACCGACACCUCCUUGUCCUUGUCCAGCUGGAUCUGCGUGGAGGACAUAUAUGCUCACAUUUUCAUCCUCAAAUGUUGGAGAGAAUCUGAGAAGAGAUACCCUCAGCCGCGUGGCCAGAAGAAAAAGAAGGUGGUGAAAUACGGGAUGGGAGGAAUGAUUGUGGUUCUGCUCAUCUGUAUCGUCUGGUUCCCGCUUCUCUUUAUGUCGCUGGUUAAAUCUGUGGCUGGGGUCGUCAACGCUCCCCUGGACGUAUCGGUUAAAAUCACCCUGGCUGGCUUUCAGCCCAUCUUCACCAUGAGUGCUCAACAACAACAACUCCACAUUGUGGAAGACAAACAAUUUGAGUACUUUAAGAAAGCAUUUAUAACCACCGACGAGUCCAAAACAAACAUGGCCUUGCAGUGGCUGGAGACCUACUUUGCAGAGGACCUGAUCAUCGCGGAGCUGAAAGGCAGCUCUAACUCUCUGUGGACCAUCAGCCCGCCCAGCAGACUCAACCUGAUAGAGAUGUUGGGAUCCAAUGACAAAGUUUUCCCAAUCACCGUCUCCUGGUCUGUGCAAAGAAACCUCAGUCUUGGUGCCAAAGCUGAAACGGCAUCUGGGAAAAAUGUGAUGUCUCUGGGAAACGACACAAGGCGGGAUCUCAUUAUGCUUCUAAAUGGGACAGCGAGUGACUUUAAAGUGACCAUCCCAAAGUUCAUACCUCGCUACAUUCGAGCCCCCAGUGACUCGGAUGCCACGCCCGUCGAGCAGCUCGGUGAUGACAACAUGUUUGAUAUUUCCCUCACCUUGAAGCGAGCUGACAAUUCCUCUGGACAGAUCCAGGAAUGGUGGAUCGUGAACCAGCUUCAGGCCGGACUCAUAGACACCACCACGGCAAAACAUGAAGUCGGUCUGCAGAUCUAUGUCUUCAGUGACCAAGUCAGCCCACCCAGUCUGGGCUUUCUGGCCGGAUACGGAAUUAUGGGCCUGUACGCCUCCGUUGUUCUGGUCAUCGGCAAGUUUGUGCGCGAGUUCUUCAGCGGCAUCUCCCACACCAUCAUGUUCGAGGAGCUGCCCAACGUGGACCGCAUCCUCAAGCUGUGCACCGACAUCUUCCUGGUCCGAGAGACGGGCGAGCUGGACCUGGAGGAGGACAUGUACGCCAAGCUCAUCUUCCUCUACCGCUCGCCGGAGACAAUGAUCAAGUGGACCCGGGAGAAAACUCAAUGAGAGGGGAGAUUAACGAAUGAAGAUGGCUCAGAGCUGUUCAGGGGGAACUGUGUGAUCACUGCUUGUGCACAAAAAGCAGCUGAGGGCCUAGUGUGAGUCCAGACGGCAGUGGGUCCACACAGAAACCCCCAUUUUCAAAACUGGUACUUUUUACAUGUUAGGGAUGAAGAGCUGCAACAUUGACCGCCUCCUUUUCCGAACGUGGAGGACAAAUUUGUUGCUGCAAAAGUUGUUACUACUGCUCAGUAGGUCGUAAGGUGUAAGACGUGGCUGCAGCAUUACUGUUUUAAGGGCUUUCCACUGACAAGCAUGUGCACAGUGAUGACCAAACGAGCACAAUCUGAGACUCUCUCCACCUGGAACCUUUGGAUCGGGGAGGAAUGUGCAACGUUGAGCUCCCGCCUCUGCAAGGCUUUCAAGGAUGGGAGCACACACACACACACACAAAAAAAAAAAAAAAGCCAUUUGUGACCAAAAACAUUACAUUUCUUUUCGAGAGAGGCUCUCUGAAAUCAAAAGAUUUAAACUACUCUGAGACUUUCCUGCCUUAUGUUGUUUGUAUGAGAAGAACUGAAACUGUUCCGAAUCACACAUCUUUCUCAGGAAGACCUGUUUUCACAGAUACUCGUCGUACGCGUCGUAUAUGUAGGCUUUAACGGAUCUAAAAGAAUGUGAGAUUGUAGAAAAGGUGAAAACUAUUUAAAUGGCAUGAAAUAUAAUUAGACGGACUGAAGUCAAGUUUGUUUACUGCACACAGGGAAGGGGGGGGGGAGGGUUCUUCGUAAAGAAUGACAUUAUUGCCAAUCAACCACAUCCACUCAAUCUGAAUCGUCAUGACUCUUCCUCUCUAUCACCCACGGGCCUCGCUGUCUUUAACACUCAUAAAACACACAGAAAGCUGUGAGGGCCACAGCCAUGCAUCCAGAAGCAGAAAUGCUUCCUCAUAAAAAUAAAAAAUUAAAAAAAAAGGGCUGAGACACGAGCCCUUUGGUCCAAACUAUGCAUUAAAUAACAUUUUAGCAUGAGAGAAAAACCUAACUAUUGCCAUGACUAAUUUUCAAAACAUGUACAUACAGGGGGUCAUGCUGUUGAAAGGGACAGGUCGCUGAGGAAUGAAAUGUGAAAUUGUAGCUGUAUAUUAAGACGAUGUGACAAGAUGUGCAAAUAAAGAUGUCUUAAAAAGG